AUGUUCACCACAAACGCCCGUCCUCAAGCCCAUAUCCCACCUCCCGCAUCCAAACGCCACCUCUCGCAGACGCCCCAACCGACCGACAAGUGCCCUCUUCAAGCCGCCACGACGCGCGGCAAACGCCUCCCUGAAGCGCCGGCCGCGGCCGCGCCCCGCGAUCCCCCUGUCCCCACAUACCCAGUAUUCCGUCAUGUACACCUGUCGACUCGAGUCUUCCUCCUCAGGCAUCUUGGCGUAGAUGCACUGAACGACAGCAAUACGCCCGAUUGUGAGUGUGCCCCCGCCCUCCCGCCUCCUUCAGCACCGCGAGCGCAAGAUGAGGAAUCGGCUUGA
This is a messenger RNA of Peniophora sp. CBMAI 1063, 336 nucleotides long. The record is from the annotation of a GenBank genome assembly. NCBI's taxonomy places the organism in Eukaryota, Fungi, Basidiomycota, Agaricomycetes, Russulales, Peniophoraceae.